AUUGGAUAGAGUGACCAGCUUUGGCCCGAAAGACCAGAAAAAGAAAAAUCUCAACGGCGAUGGAAGCCGUACAUUUCUCGACCGUUGCUUCCCGCCACUUGUCUACGGCGUCGCAUUCCGUGUCCACCAACAGAGGCUUCUCCGGUUCCAAGUACGCGGCGGCGAGGAGUCCGGCGGUCAAGCUGGGAUCAUCCUGGACUGCUUCUGGCAACCCAGCUUGGCUCACUUCUAGAAACUUGUUCACUAGGGAGAUAUGGGGUUGGGUGAAUUCGAAGCAAGUUACGAUUGCUCGGAAGGAGUUGCGGGGGAUUGUGAGGGCUGAAAUGUUUGGCCAGUUGACGAGUGGGCUCGAAUCGGCUUGGAGCAAGCUCAAAGGCGAAGAGGUUUUGACUAAGGAGAAUAUUGCGGAGCCUAUGAGAGAUAUAAGGAGAGCUCUUUUGGAAGCUGAUGUGAGCCUUCCUGUUGUAAGAAGGUUUGUGCAAGCUGUCAGUGACCAGGCUGUUGGUGUCGGAGUUAUUCGAGGAGUGAAGCCGGAUCAGCAAUUGGUCAAGAUUGUGAAUGACGAGCUAGUGAAACUGAUGGGUGGAGAGGUGUCUGAACUUACCUUUGCAAAAUCUGGUCCCACUGUUAUUUUAUUGGCUGGCUUACAAGGAGUUGGGAAGACGACUGUAUGCGCAAAAUUGGCUAAUUACCUUAAGAAACAGGGGAAGACUUCUAUGCUUGUCACUGGUGAUGUAUACAGACCUGCUGCUAUUGACCAACUUGUAAUUUUAGGUGAACAGGUAAAAGUGCCUGUGUAUACAGCAGGGACUGACACUAAACCUUCAGAAAUAGCUAGGCAAGGUUUAGCGGAGGCCAAAAAGAAGAACAUAGAUGUAGUAAUAAUGGAUACUGCUGGAAGGCUUCAGAUAGACAAAGGAAUGAUGGAUGAGCUGAAAGAAGUUAAGCGGGUUUUGAAUCCCACAGAAGUUUUGCUUGUUGUGGAUGCAAUGACUGGCCAAGAAGCUGCAGCUUUAGUUACAACAUUCAACGUAGAGAUUGGGAUUACUGGAGCUAUUUUAACAAAGCUAGAUGGGGAUUCUAGAGGUGGAGCAGCUUUGAGUGUUAAAGAGGUAUCAGGAAAGCCAAUCAAACUUGUUGGGCGAGGAGAGAGGAUGGAGGACCUUGAACCUUUUUACCCAGACCGUAUGGCGGGACGCAUAUUAGGAAUGGGAGAUGUUCUCUCAUUUGUGGAAAAGGCGCAAGAAGUUAUGAAACAAGAAGAUGCUGAAGACUUGCAAAAGAAGAUAAUGAGUGCAAAGUUCGAUUUCAAUGAUUUCCUAAAACAAACUCGUGCUGUUGCACGCAUGGGUUCCAUGACUCGUGUUCUUGGAAUGAUCCCUGGCAUGGGCAAGGUUACUCCUGCACAAAUUCGAGAAGCAGAGAAGAGUUUGAAGAUAAUGGAAGCAAUGAUUGAAGUGAUGACCCCCGAGGAAAAGGAGAAGCCAGAGUUGUUGGCAGAAUCUUCAACCAGGAGAAAAAGAGUUGCUCAAGAGUCCGGGAAAACAGAGCAGCAGGUGAGCCAACUUGUUGCUCAACUCUUCCAAAUGCGAGUUCGUAUGAAGAAUCUAAUGGGUGUAAUGGAAGGCGGCUCUAUUCCUGCACUGAACAAUCUUGAAGAAUCUCUCAAAACUGAACAAAAGGCUCCUCCUGGCACUGCAAGGCGGAAACGACGAUCUGAUUCGAGAAGGCAGUUUGUUGGCUCGGCAUCUCGGCCCGGUCCUCGUGGUUUCGGAGGGGGAAACUGAACGAGCAUAGCUAGCGGGAGUUCAUGUCAAUGAGAUUCGUGUUCUCAGUAUUUUACACUCUAAGAGAUAUGUUUGCGUACAACUCUACAAGUAUAUUACAUAUUCUCCAUGAUUGCUGUAGGCCAUGUAUCAAGCUCAUUGUAUAUUCACUUUUUCUGUACGCCAUCUGUUUUUUGUAUUAAUGGAAAAUUCUUGCAUGUUGCGUUGCAACACUCCUUAUGACGUCA
Malus domestica (apple) is the source of this 2014-nucleotide messenger RNA. RefSeq names its product signal recognition particle subunit SRP54, chloroplastic. Gene Ontology annotation, molecular function: GTPase activity; 7S RNA binding; ATP hydrolysis activity. The record is from RefSeq and is a predicted model, not a curated record. Lineage: Eukaryota; Viridiplantae; Streptophyta; Magnoliopsida; Rosales; Rosaceae. Gene Ontology annotation, biological process: SRP-dependent cotranslational protein targeting to membrane. Gene Ontology annotation, cellular component: signal recognition particle.